CGGCGCAUGCGCAGAUCAGUCGCGAAGAGGAAGCGACAGAGCAACGGACGAGCUGCGGCUGAUAUCCACUGACACAAUUAUGUCUGUCUCGACACCGCCGGUUUCUCUCAGGUAUCCGUUUACCGGAGCCUGAAUGGCGUUGGUAACCGUGCAGCGGUCGCCUACUCCAAGCGCAACAUCCAGCCCUUGCGUUUCGGAGUCUGGCAGUGGGGAAGAUGACCGCAGAUCUCAACCCAGAAGCAUCAGCGAGAACUUCCUGACAGUAAAAGGUGCCGCUCUUUUCCUUCCACGUGGAAAUGGCUCCCCUUCAUCCUGUUCCUCAAGAAUCACAGCACAGCGCAGUAAACAUGCAGGUGACAUUCAACAGCACCUGCAGACCAUGUUCACCUUACUGCGGCCGGAGGACAACAUCCGCCUGGCUGUUCGGUUGGAGACCGCGUUCCCCCUGUGCACCCGCUACAUGGUGGUGGUCUCCACCAACGGCAGACAGGACACAGAGGAGAGCUUGGUGCUGGGAAUGGACUUCAGCUCCUCCGACAGUUCCUGUUCCAUAGGCAUGGUGCUUCCCCUUUGGAGUGACACGAGGAUCCACCUGGAUGGAGAUGGGGGUUUCAGCGUGUCCACAGAUAACAAGAUACAUAUAUUCAAGCCAGUCUCUGUCCAAGCUAUGUGGUCCGCUCUUCAGUCUCUUCACAAGGCCUGUGAGGUGGCCCGCUGUCACAACUACUUUCCAGGAAGCCUCUUCCUGACCUGGGUGAGUUAUUACCAGAGCCAUGUGUCCUCCGAUCAGGCCCUGAUCAACGAAUGGAACGCCAUGCAGGAUGUGCAGUCUCACCGUGCAGACUCUCCUGUGCUCUUCUCUGAUGUGCCAACCGAGCGUGAAAGAACAGAGAGACUCAUCAAGACUCGUUUGAGAGAGAUCAUGAUGCAGAAGGAUCUGGAGAACAUCACAUCAAAAGAGAUCCGCACAGAGCUGGAGAUGCAAAUGGGAUGUAAUUUGCGGGAGUUUAAGGAGUACAUCGAUAACGAAAUGAUCGUCAUCUUGGGUCAAAUGGACAAGCCUACGGAGAUAUUUGAGCAUGUUUACCUGGGUUCUGAAUGGAAUGCAUCUAAUCUGGAAGAACUGCAAAACAGCGGGGUGCAAUACAUCCUCAAUGUGACACGGGAGAUCGAUAACUUUUUCCCUAACCUCUUCGAGUACCACAACAUCCGUGUUUACGAUGAAGAAGCCACAGACCUGCUGGCUUACUGGAACGACACUUAUAAGUUUAUUUCCAGAGCCAAGAAAGCAGGGGCAAAGUGCCUGGUGCAUUGUAAAAUGGGUGUCAGCCGAUCGGCUUCCACCGUGAUUGCUUACGCCAUGAAGGAGUACGGCUGGGACCUGGAGCAGGCUUUUGAGUAUGUUAAAGAGCGACGGGCCGUCACCAAGCCCAACCCAUCUUUUAUGAGACAGCUGGAGGAAUAUCAGGGCAUCCUAAUGGCCAGCAAACAGAGACACAAUAAGCUGUGGCGUUCCCUCUCGGACAGUGAUCUUUCUGAGCACCACGAGCCGCUCUGUAAAGCCCCUGCUGCGCAGUCUCUCGGCCGCUCCAAUUCCCGCAACCAGGUGGGCUUCCAGGGCUCGCCCUCGAUACAGGAGCUCCUGCAGACCCUCACACCUACAGCUGAAAACACAGAUUGGCCAAAAUCCCAUAUUUACAACGGCCUGGGGAGUCCAGAUGGGAACCACCAUGGGCCCACGGAGGAAUCUGCCCACCCCAGACCUAGGGCUGCCACUGUAGUCCCAGGGGCCAUAUCUGACAUCACCUCUGUGACCAUCGCCGAGACGGUCUCAUUGGGUCGUCCCCACCCACCCGCUGCUGUACAUCACUCACCCUCUUCUCCUAGGCUUUUCUCAGAUGCAAAGAACAAGCAGGUGCUGCCCGAUCAGCACGAGGUGUCCAAUCUUGUGCCUUUGGAAAAGGCUGGUCCUAAGGUACCCUCACCUGUGACCAUUAGGAGCAGGACCCCCGAGCCUUGCACACAGGCCCCGAAUUCCUCAGGGUCGCAGGAUCUCAGCCAGCAAGUGCCUAACACGGAGACAAACUGUGCAGGGCUAAGUCACGCCAGUGAUCACGACCACCACCCCAGUGCCACAUUACACAAGUCAGAGCCCUCUAGCCCCCGUCCCACAACUCUGAGCACAGACCGCAUCGACUUUUUCAGUGCCAGAGAAAAAUUCCAGGGUCUUUCCCAGGAGGGGCAAACCAGAGGGACUUCCGAGCAGGCAGUGCACCAGACGCCCCGGGACAAAAGUCCAAGUGUUGAGACAAAACGGCUACUUCCUGAUAAUCCGGUUAAAGAGGAAGAGCAGAAAAAGGAGAGCUGCAGUGUCUCAGUCCAUAACGUAAUUUCAGAAAUGGAGUCUGUACAGCACAGCGUAACCCUUCCCCCCCUUCCUACCAGUCAACCUGUUUCCUGUAGCAACAGCGAGGAAGAGGAGUUCGCUCAAGACGCAUCGGCGGAAGCCGAAACGGAGAAGGCGGAGCAUGGAAAAGACCUUCAAAGCGACUGGGCGAGGGGCACCGUGUGGCGAGCUACUAGAGAGCUCGAGCAGAAGAUCAAGCAGGAGGUCUCGCCGACGCCGCCGGUGUCCCCGGCCCCCACGUGUUCCUCGCGACGCUCCCCAGUCAACACCAGUAGCAGAGGGAAAACAGAGAAGACCUCUCCCCAAACACACCUCGCGUCUGAGCCAAGCACUGUGUCAAAUCAACAUUACCAGCAGCAUCAGAACACUGGAGAUGAGACGGAGGGAGAGGAACCUUUGAGUGUUGAGGAGAGAACUGGAAGAGAGAGUGAGAGAAGACUCGGGGACGGAGAGCCCUCGAGACAAAGUCAUUCGGAUUUAUCAAGCUCAUCUCCUGCUUUGGUUCUUCAGCUAGACGGAAUCACAGAGCAGGAGAGUAACACUGACGCUGGACGCUGUCCAAAGGACAUGAGAGAAACGUGGGAGACCCUGAAAGAGCUCGGGGCGUUCCUCUGGCAAUUAAGUGGCCGCUCCGACAAAAGGCUCAGCCAACCAUGGUCCGGAAGGGAGCAAAGAAACGGCCGGGCUUUGCGGACCAAAGAGGUGGAGGCUCGGAUCCGGCAGGCCGGGCUGACCCCACCCUCAAUGAUGAAGCGGUCGGCCUCCUUGGCGAAACUCGGGUUGUUGGAGCUCUCACCCGUCGACCUGAGCGAGCUUGACUUGAGCCCUGCUUUGCUCUCCACUUUCACCGACAAGCCACAGCCCCACUCGCACAGUGAUGAUACCUCAAAAAAGAAGUGCGUUUACCCCUAUUGCACUCCUUCUCUCCCUUCCUCUUCUGUAUCUCCUCUUUCAUCCACUGGAUCUCAUAUGCUUGGACACACACACACAGAUGAUUGUGAGACCGAGGAGGCUGAACAUUGUGAUUAUGAUGUCAUGUCACUGCCACUCUCCCCACCAACCAAUCAGUGUUGGAGGCGGGAUAAUGCACAGGAAGCAGGUUACGCUCCCUUGACCGCCCCUGCCCUGAUACCUGUGGCAACACGUCAACAGUAUGGGAGGACGCAUCCUCUGAGGAGGCUGAAGAAAUGUACCGUUAACCCUUACCACACUAUGUGACUUUAAUUCUGUAUGCCUGUGCGUGUGUGUUUCUGUACGUGUGAGUUUGUGAUUAACUUGCCACGCAUACCUCAGUGGGCCUUAUCUGACCGGAAGUCAAAAAAGGCGAAUUUUAGAGCACAAAGAAUAGGAAUCCUGAAAUACUGACCCAUUGAAAAAUCACUUGAGGAACAAUAAAUAAUGAAGUGCUAUGACUGAUCUGUUUUUUGCACAAUGUCUGUCAAGUUCUAUGGAAAUUACUACUUCAUCCUUUACCUGUCAGUCUAUGAAAACAUACGACAAAAUUUCAGCUGAAUUGGAAUUGAUUCUGGAGGUUGUGUGUGUGUUUUGCGUGCAUAUUGAGGACUGAAAGAAAGACGUCGAUAAGUAUAUAUGCAUUCAAAAAGGAAUGUGAUGUAAUUGUGAGUGUAACAUGAAUACAGAUGACUAUGUGUGCAUGUUGGUUUAAUGAGAAUGGGAUCUCUUCUGUGGUACUUCUAGAAUGUAGAGUUUAUGGGCCUCAGUGUGCAUAUGUAUAUUUUGUGGAUGUGUAUGAUAUGUAUACUUCAAUGUGGGCGUGUGCACAUUUUCUGUUUGUUUUUUCACUUUUGUGCAGUUCCUUCCUUCAGGGUUCUCUGUUUUGUUGAAGAUAACAAAAAGCAGACAUGGGGGAUUUUAAUAUGCACUUUUUAUCAUUGUUUUAUGUUUUUUUAAACUGUGGUUUGUAUUUUGAAAGCAUGCUCACGGAGUAUGUGUUUAGAGUUGCUUUUAAGGGUGUUUGUACAGUGAAAACAAUGAAAGAAACAGAAACGAUUCUGUCAUUUUAAGACUGGAAAAUAUUUUCUUUUUAUUGUGCAUAAACUGUGACAAUUAAAGAUUUCAAAAUCA
Molecule: messenger RNA, 4492 nt
Organism: Misgurnus anguillicaudatus (oriental weatherfish)
Lineage: Eukaryota; Metazoa; Chordata; Actinopteri; Cypriniformes; Cobitidae
Gene: ssh2b
Product: slingshot protein phosphatase 2b
Biological process (GO): negative regulation of actin filament polymerization; protein dephosphorylation
Molecular function (GO): phosphatase activity; actin binding
Source: RefSeq, a predicted model, not a curated record